AUGGCUCGCAAGGGGAGAAGGGGGGCAGGGCGGAGCGGUGGGGCAGAUGCCGAGGAGGAAACGGCAGCAGCGGUGCACCGCGUUUUAGCACGAUGCGACACAGCAGCAGCAGUAGAUGAGACCGCCGUGGCACUUCAUCAAGGCACCCGAGACAGAGGUUCUGGUGGGCGCGGUGUUGCUGCUGGAAGUGCGACCCCGGGGGGUGAUUGCGGUGGCAUGAGGGGGGAUGCUGCAAGGCGGCGUCUGGCCGGUCAGCAGGGCUACACGCGUUCGUUCAGCAGCAGCAGCAGCAGCAGCAGCAGCAGUAGCACUAAAGGCCGACCGUGGGAGGUGUGGGGGAAGGCCUGCUCGCUCGUUUGCCUGGGGCUGCUGAGCGACCAGGCAGCUUCGUUUCAGCCGGUGGUCCAGGCAACACCACAACAUCACCAGUCUUCUUGUAGGGAUGCGGUGCUGCGGAAUCAGCACGCGGCCUCGCCGAGUGGGGGUGACUGCGACGCGCCCCUCCUGCAGGGGAGCUUUGCGAGUCGCCCAGGUCGACAGGUACCUCCAUGUAACCCGACGUCAUUCUCUUUGUUUGCCGGAAGCGCAUGGGGGGGUAGAAGUUCCUCGGAGUCUCUCGCGGGCGCGCGGGAGGCACAUGCGUACGCUCAGGCGGCGGCCCCGCCGGUGGCUGAGGAGAGGGAUACGGACAGGUUCCUUGAUCUCGACAGGCCGGAGGAUAAGCCAAGCGUGUCGACCGUGGAGGACUUUCCGAGGAUCGUGGAAGCGCUGUCUUGCUACAAGAGGGUGCACGGGCACCUGAGGAUGAUCCCGGCGUUCAGGGUGCCGCCGAACGCGCCGUGGCCGGAGAGCCUUUGGGGGAUGGAGCUCGGGAGGAUGGUCCACAGGCUGCGGAACGAGCAGACUAUUUACGAAGCACAAUAUCCCGAACGGGUACAACUACUGCGUACCAUGGGCUUCGAGUGGGAGCACACGGCGGUGCCAGACGAGUGGGAACUCAUUAUCUUGGGGAUCGGGGUGUUCUUCGGCAUCCACGGGCAUUCGCGAGUACCCAUGAGGUUUGUCGUGCCGGCUGAAGAGCCCUGGCCGAUGGAGAUCUGGGGACACAAGCUGGGCUCGCGUAUCGCGCAGAUGAGGAUGACGGGGCGCUGGCUGGGGCAAGACGAGAAGACGACGGAAGAGAGACGGACCGUUCUUGAGCAGUACGGGUUCGAGUGGCGCCUUAGGGUGAAGGACGACGAGUACGAUGCUGAUGGCAACCCGGAGGAGUUCUCCAUUCUCUGCGAAGCGUUGAAGGUGUACCGGGAGCUGGGAGGGUCCGUGCCCAACAUGCCUCCGACGUGGGUGGUUCCCAACGCGGACCCUUGGCCAAUCAGAACACGGGGAUUUCCGUUAGGGGCCCAAGUGCGGAUCAUUCGGUCUCGACAGAAAUACGCCAAGGACAGCCAGGAGAAGACGGACACUUUGCUGGCUCUUGACGUGCCCAUCAACCCCAACAUCACCAACGAGAAGCUCGGGGGCCGGUGGGGUGGACCCACGGAGACUCGGUUCAACAAGCUGUGCAAGGCGCUGGAGACGUUCGUUAUGCUCUACGGUCACGCGCAAGUCCCGAACACGUUCGAGGUGCCGAGGGACCCGAGCUGGCCGGAGGAAACUUGGGACGUUAAGCUCGGGAGGAGUCUCGUCAACAUCGUUUCCAAGGGAACGUUCAUCAAGGGGUAUCCAGACCGGCAAGCCAGGCUUGAGGCGCUAGGAUUCGACACAGACCCAGGAGGGAUCAGGGGCUUCAAGGAGCUUGUGAAGAGCGGCAUGUCUGAGGCCGACGCCCUCGCGGAGAGCCAAGCCUCGUUAGACUUCGCCAGCGAACCAUCUGGGCUUGCGGCUACUGGCGGGGCUGGAUCAGAGGAAACGACCGAAAUCGACUCCCAGAUGCUGCUGGGCAACGUGGUGGACUCUUUGAGAACAGAGGGUGCGGAAGGCGGCGGCGGGGGGAGGGCUGGUCUGGCGCCGUCCCCGCCCCAGCUUGACGGAGAGGAGGUAGAAGAAGGUGAAUUCCUGGGGCAGCAGCCCCCGCCACCGCGGGCGAUCGCGCAACCGAACUGGAUGGACACGACCGAAGGCAAGGAUGGCGAUGAAGAUGCGGACGAGAAGAAGACCGUGGUGCCCUCUUUCAUGAAGACCGAGUUCACGGACGAAGACCGAAGGCUGGCGACGGACCAGACGGACCUGAGGUACUGGCCGAACGACACGCAGGCUCACGUGGUGCGGAAGAUGAUUCCUCAGCUGGGCUACCUUGCCCGCGGCUACGAUGAGCCGGCGACGCUGGACGGGCCGAUCGGUACCAACAUGGUGACGUUGCCCGGCGUGCUCACGCCUCUGCAGUGGGACCCCAAGAGGAAAAAAGAGCCUGAGGAGUACGGGGGGUACAUGGAGAGGGACGACGACGAGUUCCUCGGUGAAGAGGAGGACGAAGUCGAGAGCGACGGCAUGAUCGACAGGCAGAAGGGGCGGCGGCUCAUUCCGGGAUGUAGCACGGCCGGCUCCUCGUUGGAAUGGUGCACAGACGAGGACCGUGAAAGGAUCCUCGAGGUAGGUUUCGAGUGGGACGAGUUCGGUGACGGGUUCCGAUGGGACGACGUCGUGGCCGGCCUUACCCUCUACAAGACCUUGUAUGGGGAGCUCCCUGAUGACGACUUCCAGGUGCCUGUUGACUACGAGUGGCCCAUCGAGCUAUCGGGGAUGCAGCUCGGGAGUAUCUGCAAGCAGAUGCGCAUCGGGGACAUCUGGGCCAAGCACGACCCUAAGCGCAAGAAGGUCUUGAAGCAGCUCGGCUUCGACUGGGGGGACGACGAAUUGUAUCUAUACUUCCAGUGGCCGGAGGUCCUCAUCUCCUUUUACUCAGUAAUUAAAUUGAAGGGGCACCUGGACGUCUCGCCCCAGUACGUGAUCCCUCAUGAAGACCCCUGGCCGCUUCCACUCCACGGAACCCCCGUGGGCCUGUACCUCAAUAUCAUCCGUGCCCAAAAGGACUUGCUGAUGGAGCAUUAUCCCGAAAGGUUUGAGAUCCUCCGCAGCAUGGGCAUCAUGUGGAACGAGCCCCUUCUGGUGGACUGGAGGGAGGAAGAGGAACAUCUGGUCUACCCGUGGCGAGACUGGGGGGUGGUCAAGAGGGGGCCGGAAGACGACGAUGAAGUUGAGAUCGCCAUUGACCCGGAGUUCGGGUUAGAUGGGUCCUCGGCGUUGAUGUAGUAGCUAGCGCCCCAACCGUUAGGUUCGAUGUGUAUGUGCGACCAUUGGUGGAGAUGUGGGGUGGUCGGGAAGAAGGUCGUCGGAGAUGCUGUACUUGCCUCGAUAAGUUUCUCCGGAGAUCAGCUGAUGACGAGCAAAAAUGUCCCUCAGGUCGGGCGGGUGUUGCUCCAGUAUUGACGGGGGGGUCCGGUAUUACUCUGGGAUGGGAUGGAGAAAGCUUGUCAAAACCCGUUACUGCGGGCUCGGGUGUAGCGAGUGCGGCGAUUUUGGCCGGUAGUUUGAUGACGGCCUUCGUAGGUCCUGGGUUCGGCGAGGUUAAAUUUUCGUAGAUACGCAUUUCUUGCGACGGGAAGCAGCGUGUGGCAGGUCCGAAUUGCGGAUCGAAGGCCGGGUACGAAAAGAGGGGUCGAUAAAUCGGCAUGGAUCGCGGGUUAAUUUGUAGCGCAGAAGCAAGCGCGGGCUGGAAUGUUGCUGUUUGUUUUUCGGGUGGGGAUGUUUUGCGAGGUGUUGGUUCAGAUGGUGGCGACGCAAAGACGAAGCGAGUGUGAUGUACCGUUUAUUCCGGUGUUGGAGGUUUGGUG
Molecule: messenger RNA, 3830 nt
Organism: Ectocarpus sp. CCAP 1310/34
Lineage: Eukaryota; Phaeophyceae; Ectocarpales; Ectocarpaceae
Source: the annotation of a GenBank genome assembly